Molecule: messenger RNA, 3529 nt
Organism: Paramormyrops kingsleyae
Lineage: Eukaryota; Metazoa; Chordata; Actinopteri; Osteoglossiformes; Mormyridae
Source: RefSeq, a predicted model, not a curated record
CAUACUUCAACAGCAAAACACUGGCAAUUUGCUGCUCCAGCCCUCUGUCACUGCAAAUAUUUGAAAAAUGAGUUCAGUAAGAUCAAGCAGUGUUUUGGCCUGAUAAUGUAAUUAAAACAUACCCUGUUUCAAAAUCCCCGUGGUACCAUCACUUACUCAUAUACUCAUAUAUUCUAGUCCAGUAAAGCUGCCCUUAAAUCUCGCCAGUUUGGUGGUCUGUCCAGGACAGGAAUAGCAUGGGGAGAGGAAAGAGGCGAGCACCUGUUAUUGGGGUGGCUGGCUUUCCCUAAGCGCUGAGAGACAAGCCACAGCCUGCUGCUCUGAAAUCUCCAUCGCUUUUUCCUAAAAAACAGUUGCUUUCCUUCCUGCGUUGGAAACACCCUUUUCAAGUGGCAGAGUCACAGGGGUGGGAAUCCACAGUACUGGAAUACUUGCCCUUAAAAAUGGCUUUAGCUACUGUAGCUACACUUCGCUGAUCUAUUUUGAACAUCCAGGUUAUUAAAAGGAGAAGUGACCUUUUCUCUGUCCACAUAUGUCGUCUUUUCUGGCUCCAGCACAAAUGUGACGUACCAGACCAGGCACCGUGCCUUUAAGAAUGCCAUUUCUUUGUCAGGCAACCAUCUGGUGAUUUACCUGUUGCUCUAUUAUAAGCUGUUUAACUGUUAAAAACUAAUUCAGUGAAAAGUUACGUUUUACUUUAGGGAAGUGGGGUUAAAUGGAUGUCUGUUCUUUCCAUGACGUGUGUUGUAAUGCCCCUAAAAGUGAAGAGUCACUCAUCUUACACUCCUUGAACCGCAGCGGAGCCCCUGGUGACAAAACUGAAGGAAACCUGCAUCCAGAGGGCAGACUUUGACAUCCUCGGGGUGAUCGGCAGAGGAACCUUCAGCGAGGUUGCGGUGGCGCGCCUGCGCAGAACACAGCAGGCGUAUGCUUUGAAGAUCAUGAACAAGUGGGAGAUACUGAAUCACGCAGAGACAGCAUGCUACCAGGAGGAGAGGGAGGUCCUAGUCAGAGGGGACCGGCGCUGGAUCACUGCGCUGCAUUACGCCUUUCAGGAUGACAACUACCUGUACCUCGCGAUGGACUACUGUGUGGGUGGUGAUCUUCUCACGCUCCUCGGUAAAUUUGGGGACCACAUUCCUGAGGAAAUGGCCCAGUUCUACCUGGCAGAGAUUGUGAUGGCCAUCGAUUCUGUCCACAAACUGGGCUAUGUGCACAGAGACAUUAAGCCUGACAACAUCCUAUUGACUGCAGAUGGCCACGUAAAGCUGGGGGACUUCGGCUCCUGUUUGAGGCUCCAGGAGGACGGCAUGGUGCAUUCCUCCCUGGCAGUGGGGACCCCGGACUACCUCUCCCCAGAGAUCCUCCGGGCGCUGGAGAGUAGGGAGGGGUACGGCCCCGAGUGUGACUGGUGGGCCCUGGGGAUCUGUGCCUUUGAGAUGCUGUUCGGCAGCACGCCAUUCUACGCCGAGUCCCUGCCUGAGACCUACGGCAAAAUCCUCCACUUCCAAGAGCACUUUGAGUUUCCGCCAUUGGCUGCUGCGGUGUCAGCUGAGGGCCGCUCCCUCAUCCAAGGCCUGAUCUGCGAGCCGCAGGAGCGCCUGGGAGCGGGGGGGGCCCUGGACUUCUGGGGCCAUCCCUUCUUUAGUGGUGUGCAUUGGGCCACCCUACACCACUGCACACCCCCUUACCAGCCUACGGUCUCCAACGGCACUGACACUUCCAACUUUGAUGUGGUGGAUGACUGCCUCAGCAGAAUGGAUACUUCCGCUGCAUCGCAUGCAAAUACUGAUUUAAAUCUAAAGCAAUGUAACGUGAACCAUCACAUGGAGGCUCUGAGUGGAAUGAGGGGCAGCCAACCCGCAGGGGCUCACCUGGCCUUCGUGGGAUACUCUUACAUGGCCACUGGGGAGACCAAGGACUGCAGCCGCGACACCGUGAUGAGUACAGACAAGCAGCAGAGCGGGGACAGUGAGGGUCUCAUUCGGGAUAACCUGCUCACAGAAAGCGUAUCGGAGGAGCUGCCGAAACCGUUUGAGCACCAUCUAGUGUUGAGUAAGGGCCCUGCAGGACAUGUGCACGGCGACGACACUGACCUGGAUGCUGCAAUGACUAUGGAGCUGCACAGACAGCUGCAAGAAGCAGAGCAGAGGAGCAGGGGGCUGGAGGAGGAGAUCAGGCAGCUACAAGGGGAGCUAGAGAGCCUAAGAGCCAGGCGGCUGACAGAGCUCAAUAUCCACGAGCCGCACCUCUUCCUGCCUGCCCACCGCCUGGAUGCUACAGGGGAUGGGAAGCUGGCGCCCCCUGCCUGCCAUUAUCCACUGGUCAUCCGUCUGCACAGACACCUGCUUCUGUUUCACAGGGUGUGGAGGCCAGGGGUCACCGGUGAGAGCUACCUGCUUGUGUGUGCAGCAGGGGUGGAGCUGCAGGCCUGGAGCCGCCAGCAGAGUGCAGAGCUGUCCUGAGUCCCCACUGCUGUUCCCAGGCACCCCGUCCAUCAAGUUGAAAUGGCCGACUACCUCACUAUGCCCCUCCCAGAUAUCAGGAACAGGCACUGGGGCCAGAAAGGAAAGCCACAUCACUCUGCCGAGAGCAGGACCAGGUUCUGAAGGUUCAUGUGUGUAUUGUAAAAAAGCGCCCCCUGGGGGCAGACUGGUGCAUUUCCACCACUCCUGUCUGCAGAAAUGAGAUCACGCAGCACAGGUCACACCACAGCGGACUGUCCUGGGCUGCCCAACUAUAACCGACUGACAAACUCAGGUUUUUGAAGCACACACCACCUCACACACAAUGUAGGCCUACACAGGAGGCAUACUCUGAAUUUUAAAAUUUGCCAGCUCAUUACACUGUGCAAUUACUGUCCCUUAAUCUAUAAAAAAAAAAAAGUCCAUGAUGAAAAAAUAAUUUUCAGAAGGGUCAGGAGUGCAGAUGGACGAGACUUAAACUGCAAUAAAAACAUCCAGAAGAAUGUUGCUGUAACGUAAAGACAUGUAAACUUUAUGUGAGUGAAUAACAGAAGGUAUUUGAUACACAUCUACAUCUUUGACAGCAAAGCCUACCGCUGAUGACUAAGAUCUCAGGUAUGUUCAUUCCCUGUGCGUUCAGUCAGGAUACUGGUACUAACCAGUGCUUCUGUGGACUUUCUGGUAUAACGAGAAAGUUACAUUAGCCUAGCUGUUAGUAGUGAGCACAGAGAACGCAUUUCUAAUGAAAACCUAAGGGAGGCAGUAUUCCCACACACCUCGGAACAAAGUGGGCUCACUGUAGUAUCUAACUAGCCAGGAAGAGAAACACCCAGGACUGUUGCUAAACAUAAAGCUCUACUGGGGCACAGGACCCCCCAUUACUCAAAUCACACCAUUUUUUCUCGCACGCCUGCCUCUUGUAUGAAAUGUGCUAUACGAUGUGCCAUUUGAACUUCCCUCACUUAGCCCACUAUUACUGCCACUGCCAUACUGGUGUCCAUCUACAGGAAUCAAUAAUGUUUCAGUCAAAUCAAAAUAAGAUCAUCGGUAUAUUUUAAAAUUUA